Messenger RNA from Trichomycterus rosablanca, 2903 nucleotides. RefSeq names its product protein kinase C, zeta (gene prkcz). The transcript is spliced from 18 exons. NCBI's taxonomy places the organism in Eukaryota, Metazoa, Chordata, Actinopteri, Siluriformes, Trichomycteridae. The record is from RefSeq and is a predicted model, not a curated record. Gene Ontology annotation, biological process: protein phosphorylation. Bases 240 to 2093 code for a protein of 617 amino acids. Gene Ontology annotation, molecular function: protein binding; protein serine/threonine kinase activity; ATP binding. Gene Ontology annotation, cellular component: nucleus; cytoplasm.
CAAAGCCUCUCUUGCUGAACUAAAUCCACUGAGCAGCUGUGAGCUGGAUCUAAUCUAACACUCAGUACCGAGUAGAGAUGGACCGGUUCUACCUCACCCAGGACUCGGUUUAUCGCGGUAUAUCAAACCGAACCGUCUAAACUCGGGAUUAAAAGUGAGAACUUUUCGGCGGCGGAAGAGAACCGAGAACUGGUCCGGGUCACGGUUCAGUGUUCAGUAGUUUGGGGAGAUCCAUCAUCAUGCCUGUGAGGAACGGAUCGGUACCGGAUCUACAGGAGCGACAGGUGAAGAUCAAAGCGCAUUACGGCGGGGACAUGCUGAUAUCGUACCUGGACUCAGGUGUGACCUACCUGGAGCUGUGUGAGGAGGUGAGGGACAUGUGCAGCGUCCACAGAGAUCGACCCAUCACGCUGAAGUGGAUCGAUGAUGAAGGUGAUCCGUGCACCAUCUCCUCUGAGAUGGAGCUGGAUGAGGCGUUUCGGAUCUACAGCAGGAGCUCGUCGUCCAGCCUCCUACUGCACGUGUUCCCCAGCACCCCAGAGAGACCUGGCAUGCCCUGUCCAGGAGAGGAUAAAUCCAUCUACCGGCGUGGAGCUCGACGAUGGAGGAAACUCUACCGUGUCAGCGGCCAUCUCUUCCAGGCCAAACGCUUUAACAGGACAGUGUACUGUGGACUGUGCAGUGGGAGGAUAUGGGGUCUGGGACGACAGGGUUACAAGUGUAUAAGCUGCCGCCUGCUGGUUCAUAAGCGCUGUCAUAAACUCGUCCCUCUGUCCUGUCCCAGGCAUAUGGAUCCAGUCAUGCCCUCACAGGAACCGCCGCCCGACCAGAGGAGAGCAGACGAGGAGGAGAACCCGCCCGAGGACGCUGAGGAUCCUGAUCCCAUCCCGUUCCUCCCUCACAAUCGCACUCUGGAGAAAGCUGAAGAUGAUCCAGAGGACGUGGUCGGUGGGAUGGAGAAGCUGCAGCUCCAGGAGUCGCUGAAGCUUUCAGACUUCGAUCUGCUGCGCGUGAUCGGGCGAGGCAGCUACGCCAAAGUGCUCCUGGUGCGCCUGAAGAAGAACGACCACGUUUACGCCAUGAAGGUCGUCAAGAAGGAGCUGGUCCACGACGACGAGGACAUUGACUGGGUUCAGACGGAGAAGCACGUAUUUGAACAAGCCUCCACCAACCCGUUCCUCGUGGGCUUACACUCCUGCUUUCAGACCGAGAGUCGUGUGUGUAUGUGUGUGUGUAUGUGUGUGUGUGUGUAUGUGUGUGUGUGUGUGUGUGUGUGUGUGUGUUGCAGCCUGUUCCUGGUGAUCGAGUACGUGAAUGGAGGAGACCUGAUGUUCCAUAUGCAACGACAACGGAAACUUCCAGAGGAACACGCCAGGUUCUACGCUGCUGAAAUCUGUAUUGCACUGAACUUCCUGCAUGAGAAGGGCAUCAUCUACAGGGACCUGAAACUGGACAACGUUCUCCUGGAUCAGGACGGUCACAUCAAAAUCACCGACUACGGCAUGUGCAAGGAGGGGAUCAGACCGGGCGACACCACCAGCACCUUCUGUGGAACCCCAAACUACAUCGCUCCAGAAAUCCUCCGAGGAGAAGAUUACGGGUUCAGUGUGGACUGGUGGGCUCUGGGUGUGCUGAUGUUUGAGAUGAUGGCUGGUAGAUCUCCGUUCGACAUCAUGACCGACAAUCCAGACAUGAACACAGAGGAGUAUCUGUUCCAGGUGAUUCUGGAGAAGCCCAUCCGGAUCCCUCGCUCUCUCUCUGUGAAGGCCGCCAACGUCCUCAAAGGUUUCCUCAACAAGGAUCCGAAGGAGCGGCUGGGUUGCCAGGUUGAGACGGGAUUCACCGACAUCAAAGCGCACACAUUCUUCAGGAGCAUCGACUGGGAGCAGUUGGAGCUGAAGCAGGUGACUCCGCCCUUUAAACCACAAAUCACGGAUGAUUACGGACUGGAGAACUUCGAUACACAGUUCACCAACGAACCUGUACAGCUCACACCCGACGACCAGGACGUGAUUAAGAGAAUCGAUCAGUCCGAGUUCGAGGGAUUCGAGUACAUCAACCCCCUGCUGCUCUCCACCGAGGAAACCGUAUGAGGAACCGUACCAGGAACCGAACCAGGAACCGUACCAGGAACCGAACUGAACUGAGUGGAGUCGUGGGGGUGGCGCUCGUACCUCCUCUGGAUUAAUGGAUGUUUUAUAUGAUUUUAGUGCUGACGCUCUCACCAGGAGUCACAGACGACUUUAGAGACUCGGACAUGUCUCAGAGACGAACAGUAAACACACGCCGCCGCCGCUGCUGGUCUUCCUCCCUCCGUCCCCUGACUCCGCCCCCGGAACACGCCCAUUAUAGACUACAUUACCCAUAAUGCCCUGCUACACCAGGGCCUGAACCCAGAACAUUUAGCACUUUUAUUUAUUAUGUUAGCAGGUCUGAGGGUCUCACACACACACACACACACACACACACACCGAACGGUUCCCAUCGUCCAAUCAUAUCUGAUCAUGAUGUAAAUAAGAGAAUCAUAUCGGGACACGCCCACUCACCACGAAUCGAGCUUUUAUUCACCCCUCUGAUCCCAAAUUCACCUUCAACACAUCCAAAAAUAAAACUCAAAUUUAAAUUAAUUUAAUCUCCGAAAUUUUAAUCAUAAAUUUAAUACAAUAAAUUAAAUUCAAAUUUGAAUCUUAUAAAACUGAAUCUCCAAAAUGUAAAUCUCUUAGUUUUGAAUCUUUAAAUUUGAUCAUGUAAAAUUAAACCUGAAUUUAAACCUCCAGCGUUUUCACAUGAGGAUGAUCGAUGAUUAAAUGUAUUUGUAAUUACACCUGUAAAUCUUUACUGUAAUUAUUUUUAUUAUUUUAAUUCCUCUUUAGUCCAAAAUAAAAGAUUCACGUCUAACAGAA